AUGAUAUCGAGAACACUUAAAAUAUACAAAUUCUCAAGUAAAAUUCCAACAGGUGUUUUUGAUUUUGGGAAUGUUUAUUAAGGAAUCAGUGCUCCUUCUAGUAUUAUGGUAGAAGACAUCAUAAGUAGAUUUUCUGCAUACACUCCUACGAAUAUGUAUAAUUCAUUAGAUGAAUACUCAAGAGAAAUAUUACUUUAUUUAGCUAAUGAUUUAGUAAAUAUUGUCUAUUAAUAAAAAGAGUUGGGGAAUGGGAUGGGGAAUCUUAGCAAUAUCAAUGGGUAUAAAGAUUGCUUUUACACCUUUAAUGUUUUCUGCAUAAUUAAAUGCAUGUCGUAUGAAAUUAAUAGAGCCAGAAACUAAGAAUUUUUAAAAUAUGAUUUAAAGAGCUAUGAGAGCAUAAGAUUUUAAAGCUAGUAGAGCAGCAUAAAAAUAAUUUAAACUUUUUAAAAGAAAACACAAUAUAAAUAUGUUAAUUCCAGGAUUAUCAAUAUUACAAAUGCCAUUUCUAUUCACAUGGUUUUUAUCAUUAAGAUAUGUAUGUUCUUUACCAGAUAAAUAUGAAGGAUUAAAAAGUCAAGGAUUUUUAUGGUAAUAAAUAUAUUAAAUAAUAGGUUUUAAGAUUUAAGUGAAUAUGAUCCUUAUGGUAUAUUACCAAUAAUGAGUUCCUUUUUUACAUUUUGGAACAUCUCUUUAAAUCCUAAUAUGUAAUCAUAAUCUACAGUUCCUUUUGCAAAGUAUUAUAGAUAUGUUAGAUUUUUACCUUUUUUUUCUAUUCCUGUUGUUAUCUUUUUCCCAGCUGGUGUAAAUCUUUAUUGGUGUUCCUCUGCAUUUUGUCAUUUAUUAAUUACAGCUUUAGCUAGAUAAGAGAAAAUUAGAAAGUAAAUUACAAUUUAAAAUCUAGGAUGUUUGGAAUCCCAAAAUAUUUACCUGGUACUAUUUUAGAAAGAUAAAAUAAUAUGAAUAUACAAACAAUUGUUAAAGCUGUUGUUUAAGAUAGAGCUGAUUUAAAUAAUGAUAUAACAACUACAACAACAACAACAGCUCCUCCAUAAAAAGAAGUUUAAACAGAUGCUUAACAUAUUAUUCAUGAAGCUAAAUCUGGAGAAUAAAAAGUUAAGAUCUUUUCAAAUAAACCAAAAAAAUAAAAAUGAGGAUUAUAUAUAAACCAUUAUAUAAAUUAUUGACA
Messenger RNA from Paramecium sonneborni, 1186 nucleotides. The record is from the annotation of a GenBank genome assembly. NCBI's taxonomy places the organism in Eukaryota, Ciliophora, Oligohymenophorea, Peniculida, Parameciidae.